AUGGCUGUGGUUUACACAAAAGAACCUCGCACAAGCCCCCCAGGUCGUGCAUCGCGUGGCAAGCCCAUGGCCGGCCACCCUGUCCGCGUGCGCCUCGCCUGCGACCGGUGCCACGCGCACAAGCUCCGGUGCCCGAAGCAGGCCGGCAGCCCCGUCUGCACCCGGUGCGCCCGCGCCGGCGCCGCCUGCGUGUUCAGUCCGCCCGGAGGCAAGGCGCCAUCUGCACCACCUCGAAACGAGGCCGGGGCCCCGGUCAGCCCCGCCGCCGCCCCGGUGGUGUCACAACACACGGAGACGCCGCCGCCGGCCUUGCUCGGCAAUGAUGAAGUGGACUACAUGGACCAGUUCCUGGACGCCACCGGCCUGACGUGGCCGAUGAUGUACCAGGAGAUGGAGAUCGAUCCUGGCUUCGGGGUGAUAAGCCCCGACGCUGAGGCGGCGCCGGGGCCAGGACAGGACUGUCCGCUUAUCAACCCCGCUGACACCGCACCGUACCAACGCGCAGAGGCACCGCCACGGCCGUCAGCGCCCGCAGACUCAUCGCCGUCUUCUCCGACACUGGACGACAACAACGACGACGGCGCCGCGGCGGCGGCGGAGCAGCCCGGGCCGCCGCCGUCCACCACCACGCACCGCCUGAGCGGAGUCCUGCAGGACCUCGACUCCGUCCUGCGCGAGCUCCCCGCCGAGGGCGAGCUCCUGCCGCACGUCCGCUACGGCGACGCGGCGUCCUUCCAGCAGAAGCUGCUGGCGCUCGCGCAGCAGCAGCAGCGCGACUACAGCGAGACGCUCGAGCGGCUCUUCCGCAGCUCCCAGGCCCUGGUCGAGCUGUACCCGUCCGCCGUCGCGGAGGCCCUGGGCGGCGGUGGAGGCCUCGGCGACGACGACAGCAAUGACAAAAACGGCAGCAGCAGUAGUAGCAAAAGGCCUCGGGGGGCACGACAGGCCUGCGAGAUCCCCGACUGCGCGCACGAGCUGCCCACGCCGCGCGACCUCGCGGGCCUCAGGGACCUCCUCCUCCCCCGGCGACACGAGAGCGACCCCGGGCCGUCCGCCGACGCCGUCGACGCCGCCCUCGCCUCGCUGCUCGUGGCCUGCCACCUGCGCUUCCUGGACGUGCUCGACGGCCUGUUCGCCUGCGCCGUCGCCUGCUUCACCGCCACCGCCGCGUCGCCCGGCGGCCUGGCGGAGCCCGACUUCGACCUGCCCGAGGUGCGCGUCGGGUCGUUCGUGCCGCCCCGCGGCUCGCGGGUCCUGGUGCAGGCGUUCCUGCUGCGGCAGGUGCUGCGGGGCCUCGGCAAGGGGGCCCGGCGGCUCGCGGCCGCGCUGGAAGAGGGAGGAACGCGGGCAGGAGGGGAGGACGGCGACAGGUCGGUGGCGGCGCGCGAGGUGCGGGCCCUGCGUCUGCAGUGCGAGGUCCUGAGGGAGAAGCAUGCUGCGCGGGAAGAAAGGUGCCAGGAUGUGGCCGCCGCGCUGGUCAGGUUCGAGAUGAUGAAGUGA
Molecule: messenger RNA, 1500 nt
Organism: Thyridium curvatum
Lineage: Eukaryota; Fungi; Ascomycota; Sordariomycetes; Thyridiales; Thyridiaceae
Exons: 2
Coding region: 1-1500 (499 amino acids)
Biological process (GO): regulation of DNA-templated transcription
Molecular function (GO): DNA-binding transcription factor activity, RNA polymerase II-specific; zinc ion binding
Source: RefSeq, a predicted model, not a curated record